This is a messenger RNA of Epinephelus fuscoguttatus (brown-marbled grouper), 13260 nucleotides long. RefSeq names its product MTSS I-BAR domain containing 2b (gene mtss2b). The coding region runs from base 593 to 3178 and encodes 861 amino acids. Gene Ontology annotation, molecular function: phospholipid binding; actin binding. The transcript has 15 exons. NCBI's taxonomy places the organism in Eukaryota, Metazoa, Chordata, Actinopteri, Perciformes, Serranidae. Gene Ontology annotation, biological process: plasma membrane organization; cell projection assembly. Gene Ontology annotation, cellular component: cytoplasmic side of plasma membrane; actin cytoskeleton. The record is from RefSeq and is a predicted model, not a curated record.
UUUUUGACUCCUUUGCAGUUGCAUGGAUCGUAUUACUGGCUGCUCUCCCCGCACCGCUGAGCCCACCACCUCUGCACCAAUCACAGCCUGCCUUUACCUACGCGCACAUGCAUGCACGAACGCACAGACACAGACCCUGACAUAUACACACACACGAACGGCGAUCCACCGCUCCGGUUCUCCGCUGCCUUCACAUGCGUCCCCACCGACUCCGCGUAGCGCUGGCUGCGCUAAGAUGAGCGGUUGUCCCGGUACCAUCUGAACGUCUCACCGCCUGACUGACCCAGAGCCGGGGAGAGAGAGAGACAGACGGAGACAGAGAAAGAGAGAGAGACCAUCUUUCCUCUCUCACAACCCAUCUCCCUUUCGCUUGGAAGAGACCGCAGCGCAAGCCAUUUCUGUCGGCAUCUUUUCCUUUUUUUCUCAUCUCCCUCCUCCUGUUCUUGCUGCAUCCCUCCGUUACUGUCGGUCUCCCGGUUUGAAGGAGAAACCGGAGAGCCCGGUCGUAAUUUUGUGGAAAUACAUUUUGCAUUUUUUUUUCCUGCUGAGAGUUGGUAGCGCGCAGUUGGUGCGCGCUUGCAAAUUCCGGUGAAUGGUGGAUUUGGCAAACAUGGAGACCGUGGAGAAGGAAUGCGGGGCCCUCGGGGGUCUAUUCCAGGCGAUUGUCAACGACAUGAAGUGCUCCUAUCCUGUGUGGGAGGACUUCAGCGCCAAGGCCACCAAGCUGCAUUCCCAGCUCCGAACCACUGUUCUGGCUGCUGUGGCCUUCCUGGAUGCCUUUCAGAAGGUCGCAGACAUGGCUACCAACACCAGAGGAGCAACCAGGGAUAUCGGUUCAGCUCUGACCAGGAUGUGCAUGAGGCAUCGCAGCAUUGAAGCCAAACUUCGCCAGUUCACUAAUGCUUUGAUGGAGAGUCUGAUCACUCCUCUCCAGGACAAGAUUGAGGACUGGAAGAAGACAGCAAAUCAGCUGGAUAAGGAUCAUGCCAAAGAGUACAAGAGGUCACGCCACGAGAUCAAGAAGAAGUCAUCUGACACCAUGAAACUACAGAAGAAGGCUCGUAAAGGACGAGUGGACCUGCAGCCUCAGCUGGACAGUGCCAUGCAAGAUGUGACUGACAUGUGCCUGUUGAUGGAGGAGACAGAGAAGCAGGCAGUGCGCCGGGCCCUUGUGGAGGAGAGGGGUCGCUUCUGCACUUUCAUCGGCUUCCUUCAGCCUGUUGUGAAUGGAGAGAUCGCAAUGCUGGGUGAGAUCACCCACCUCCAGGCCAUUAUUGAUGACCUCACUGUGCUUACAACCGAUCCUCACAAACUGCCCCCAGCUAGUGAACAGGUGAUCAAGGAUCUGAAGGGUUCAGAUUACACCUGGUCCUAUCAGACACCUCCUUCAUCCCCGAGCAGCUCUGGCUCCCGCAAGAGCAGCAUGUGCAGCAGCGUCAACAGCGCCCACAGUAGUGCCUCCCGUUCAUCAGGGGGAGGUGGUAGUGGUGGUGUUGGUGGAGGUGGUGGAGGCUCCCAGCCCCAUUCACCCACCUCAUCCUCCUCCUCCUCCUCCUAUCGCUACCGCAGCAGCCUGCCACAUCAACCCCCACCACCGGGGGGUAUUGCUGCCCACCGACUCAGCAGCGUCUCCUCCCACGAUUCGGGCUUCGUAUCCCAGGAUGCAAACAUCUACUCCAAACCCCCCUCGCCCAUGCCUUCGGACAUUACUAGCCAGAAGUCAUCCAGCUCGGCAUCAUCAGAGGCCUCAGAAACAUGUCAGUCAGUCAGCGAAUGCAGCUCCCCAACCACUUUUGGCACGUCCUUCGCUACCUUCCGCCCUGCUCUCUCUCACUCUGGCUCCACCAGGCCUCUCUCUGUCAUUCUUCCUGUUCCUGCGUCCCCACCCUAUAACUGCCCCCCUGGAUCCAGCUCCUCCUCUCCCACAUCAAAGGUUCCUAUGUGGAAGGAUUGGUCCAAAGCAGGUCAGUAUGAGCAGCCGGUAGCUGCAGCGGCAGUUCAGAGGAGAAAGGAACCUCUCGAUAGACUGAGGGAGAACGAGAUGUCGCCAGGCUCCCAGGGAUAUGCCGGGCCAUCACACCCUGAUGACUCGCAGAGACCCAGGAUGACCCCAGCUACCAUUGCUGCCAAGCAUGGAGAGGAGGUGUCUCCAGCAGCCAGUGACCUGGCCAUGGUGCUGACCAGAGGACUGAGUAUGGAGCAGCAGAAAAGCAGCAGAGACUCCCUGCAGUACUCCAGUGGCUACAGCACAGAGACCACAACUCCAUCCUGCUCCGAGGACACAAUCCCCUCACAAGGUUCAGAUUAUGACUGCUACUCAGUGAACGGUGAUGCUGAAGGUCCAGAUGGACAGGGAGAGUUUGACAAGUCCUCCACUAUUCCUCGCCACUCUAACAUCGCCCAGAACUACCGGCGCAUGAUCCAGACCAAGAGGCCAGCCAGCACGGCUGGCUUGCCCAGCGGGGUUCUUGGUCCAGGGGGUCAUGGGAUACCAGGACAACCUGGUGGAACUGGUGGAGGUGGAGCAGGUACUCCAGGCACUGCCACAAUACGGCGAACCCCAUCUACCAAACCAGGCGUGAGGCGCACACUGUCCAACGCGGGGCCUAUCCCCAUCCGACCACCUAUUGUGCCUGUAAAGACACCCACUGUUCCUGGAGACUCACACUCACCUGGCGCAGCUGGUGGUGGGUACGCAGGUGGUGGGCACUCAGGUGGCGUGCCUGUGCGUGUGGGCAGUGAGGAGUGUGUGUUUUUCACUGGAGUCGAGGAUGCACAGGGAGCGCUUGAUUAUGUGAAGGCGUCACCGAAGCGCCUCAGCCUGCCUAAUACUGCCUGGGGAUCAGGGGCGGCGUUAGAGGUCUACGCCCAGCAGCAUGGAGGCCUUGCCAUGGUAACAGGCUCAGGGGCUGGAUCAGAGGAGGAUCAGAUGAUCGCGGCCAAUCGGCACAGCUUAGUGGAGAAGAUUGGUGAGUUGGUAGCCAGUGCGCAUGCACUUGGAGAGGGGCAAUUUCCUUUCCCCGCCCUGCCUGAUGACCCAACCCUGCCUCCAACUGGCCCCACUGACACAGGGACAGAAGGGGCAGAGGGGACCGGUGACAUGUUGACCACCAUCAGGAGAGGAGUCCGCCUUCGCAAGACCGUCUCCAAUGACCGCUCAGCACCACGCAUCUUGUGAUUGGAGGAGAAGCAGGAAGAGGAUGAUACUUGUCAGCCAAUAGGGAGUCAGGUGUUGGUGUGGUGCAACCCAACCGCCUAGUACAUACACAAACACUUAACUAUGUAGGGAAAGCUAUAAUAUAACAGAAGAUGAAUGAAAACAAGAACAUACACAAAAAAUAAGUUUAAAGACACCAUUAGAGUAAAUGAUAUAUAAUAUAAUGAUAAUAAUAACAUUAAUAAUGUUAACUCAUGCUGACAAUUAAAAGUGAAAUACUGAAUAUUGACAGGCUCCUAGCAGGCCACUAUAACUAGUGUGUGUUGGACGCAUGUUUGUCUUCUCUACACCUUCACCCAGGGAUGAAAAGACUCGCAGGAAAAAACAGAUAAGAUUUAAAAAAAAAGGCAAAGAAAGAGAGAAAGACUGGGUUCUGUUUGUCAACUCACACCCUUCCCCAUCCUCUUCUCCAACUAACCCAACUGUCUAAUCCCAGAUGAAAGACUGAUGACUGAAGGAGGGCCCUGUGGGGGCGAGAGAGAGGGGGGUCAGAGUGCCAUGUGACCAGCUGGAUUUGAACCCAGGCUGUCUCAGCAGCAACAUACUGUACUUAUUAGCCCACUGAACUGAAGCUUUGGUAUUAGCACGGGGAGCUAACAAGCCAGAGGGCUCCUCUGGUUCAUCCUAAUGUAAAAGAGUCUUUAAAAAAUACUGUUGGCAUUGAACCGUGCUAGUGCCCCCUUCCCCUCUCUCUCUGUGUGUGCAGUGUGUGCGUGUGUUCAUGUGUAUGCAUGUGGGCAAAUGUGAAAUGCGAGCGAGUGUGCACGUGAUUGACUGUGUGCGUGCGCGAGGGGGGUGGGUCGAGCUCUGCUGCAGGACAGCUGGUCACCCAACGAGGGCAGGGCUUUUCUCCUGUGUGUUGUACGUGUAUUUUCUUGUUUAUAUCGUGACGUCAUUUACCUUGUUACAACUGUACGAGAAGUUACGAGAAGUAAUCCAGGCGUAUAGAUAUAUUCAUAUAUAUUUUCUAGAACCAGAGAGAAAAUGUUAAAUCAGAAAUGGAGCAAUAAAUGUGUUUUAUUUUCUUGUUUCCAAGAAGAGGAUCGAUGGAGGAUUGUAGGUUCUCCUUUGUCACAUUCAGGCAAUCAUCAGGAAUGCUAAAUUACACAUCGACUGUGAAUUCAUGCGCAGCCAGUUUUGGCGUUGUCUCUCUCCCUGUCCCUGUCUCUUUCUGGCGGAGGAAAUGGAUUACAAAAAUGUUGAAAAAAAUAACUGUAAGCACUUUGAUAGAUGGUAGAGUAUGUACAAUUACCACUAGGUGUUGCUGUAGUCAUACUGUAUGAUAGGGGGAGUGUAAGUGAGAGAUGGUUGCCAAUAAGACUGUCCUGAGGAAAUUAUUUAAUUUGUAGGAGAAGAAGAAGAAGACGACAGGGAGGGACAAAGAGGAAGUGAUAAAGACUGAUGGAAAUGCAGUGAUUGGUCAAAUGAGAGAUGGGAAAGGAAAGUAGAGCAAAAUAUUUAUCUAAAAAUGGAUUGGACGUCAGGGCUCUUCAGGGUUCUACAAGCCAUUGCCUGCCGUGGAUUGUGAAUAGUACUGAAGCUUUUUAUGAUGUGGUUGCACUGGUUUCUGAGCACAUAAUGCAAAAAAUACACUGCACAGAUAGGUCAGACUACAUUUGGAAACAGGCUUUAAAGGGUCGGUUGACCCAAAUGUCAAACAAACAUGUUUUCUCACAAGCCAUGCAAAUAGUUAUUAGAGCUACUUUCUACCAUAGUAAUCAUCCCUUAAAAACUGUUGGCACAUUAAAUGGAGUACCAAGAGUAGCAAGGAUAUAUUACUGUUGAAUUUCUUUAAAUGCUAUCUUUCAAUACUGUGAGCACAACAAAUGAAAUUCCAUUCACCUCCAUUGUACUUGGGAUGAGGCAGAAAUCUCAAAACCUGAACGGAUAAAACAAACAAACAAAAAAAAUCUAUCAACAUGCCAAGAUAAUGUAGAGAUACAGUAUGACAGAAACUAUGCGCUUUUGUAAUAUAGGUUCAACAACACACAAAAACCUACACCAACAAUAGACUUAAAAUAUAUAUGAUUAUGUUCAUUAGAUAUACUGUUAUAAUUGUACUCCAUGGUUUUCAACACACAUGCUGUGGAACUGUAAUUCCAAUGUCCAAAAAAAUUAUAUAUUAAAAGGCAGUCUUCAUCAAUGUUCAUGUGCAUAUACAUAUCAGCACACUAGCUUAUCUGCAAAUAUAUUCUUACCUAUAAAUACUGUAUAUUUUUGCAUUAUGGGAGGGCAAACCUUGAACAUAGCUGAACAACAGUCUUGUUUCCCCAGACUGGCUCCACUUAAAACCUUCUCCUUUACAAAAUUUACAAUGAUUAGUCUCAUUUCAAAGGAUACCUCACAAAAAAUGUAAGUUAUGAUUUCAGUUGCAAUAAUGGCCCAACAGUAGAUAAAAACAUGACAAAAAAAAAGGAGAGACCACGUACAGUUGGUUGCACAGUGUUGGGCGGUAGUUAACUGCCAGCUAGCAACUAGCAGCUUUGUGUCUGCUCAGACUUUCAGUUGAGGAUGGGACUUCUCUUAAAAGUAAUAGUAAUGUUACUAACUACUAUUGCUGUUAAAUAAUGUGUAAUGAGCAAUUAUUACAUAUUUCAAGUAACUUGCACAACACUGGUCUUUAAGAAGAGGUGUCACCAGAAACAAAAGCAUUUAGACCAACAUGUAUUUAGCCACAGAAAGUAAUUGUAAUUCCAGUAAUCAGGUUCAUUCAUUGAUUGUUGUGUGACAACCCUGUCUCCUAGAAAUUAUGUUCACUAAAUUGCAUUCAACAUAAUUGCUGCAUGGAAUAUUUUCAGAAUUUUGAGUAAUGAGUUAAAGAAAUACCACAUCAUGUACCACAAUGGUUCGGCAGGGAGGUGGUUGAGGUGGAUGGUGGACAUACAGAGUGCAUGUAGACGCCUGUCUUAUGUUUGGCAACAAAAGCACUUUGGUUACGGUUUAGGGAAGAUCAGGAUUUCACUGAAGUGUUAAUUAAAAGGGUAAUUAAAAAAUAAUUCUGUAGUCAAUACAAGUGGAAACUGUACUGCAGUCUUACCUCUUUUAUGGUGGAAAACAAAUGUAAUACAUUUUCAGUGGACAUUUUGCUGAUCAGCCAUUCAGUAUCAACAUAUCUGGGACUUGCCAGGUAUGUUAAUUAGCAGCAUUUCCUCAUAAUGCUAAUGAAAAUCAUAUUUCACCCAGCAUUACCUUUCCCUCAAAAAUUGGUUGUAUAUAAAUCUUGUUUCUUGGAGACAGUGCUGUGUACUGUGAACACUAUGGUUCGGCUCAGUUCAGUGCAGAUAACCCAGUUCAGCUCAGGACACAGCUGUAUGAAAGGAUUACUUAUGGACAUUACGAUGUGAGGAAAGGUGAAGCCUGUUUGAUGCGCUCGCUGAUGACAAAGAAGCAGGAGGGUUUACAUUAGACUUUUGAAGCUGACAGAGAGGAAGAUGUGUGUGGAAUGAGCAUUUCACUGCCUGUUCAUACAAUAUGUACUGUAUGUGCUGUACUUGUAAAUGAGAAUCAGGCGCACAGAUUUGGUAUAACGGUUUGUUAGAAAAUACUACAUGGAAUAUUCAGUUUCAGUAUUAUUAUUUUUUUCACUCUGCAGUAUUGUUUGAAUAUUUAGUCUUACUUUUAAUUAAUGUAAAAAAAAAAAACAAAAGAAAAAACUCCAGUUGUAACACAAACUACUAAGCUGUGUAACAUAUGGAUGUAGGCUGUGUGGGCUGAGAGUGAGUGUGUCCUUGUUUGGCUGGUGAAUUCUUCAUCAGCAUGUCCGUACAUUCUUCUAGCAGUGACCUGAACAUAGCUGGCGACAUCAGCAUUCUUACAAGCCCUUUUUUAUUGAGUUAUUUCUUUAUUUAACCUCGGAGAGAGCACCGUGAACAUAUUUGUGGCCAUUUAAAUUUAAAGAGAUAGAGAGGAGAAUGUUUGCAGUUUUUAAACAUUGUCACCCUUUGCCAGCACACUUUUUUGUUGAACUUUGAACUUUUAACAGUGCGUCAGGCAAGGGGGUUGGUUAUGUUUUGUUUUGUUUUUUUGUGUUGUUUUGUUUUGUUUUUUGUGGUGGGGGGACUACUGUAUGUAUGUUGUCACAUGUGGAUGCUGUGUGUUGUAUCAGCUGAAUCUGACUGGGUGAGAGGGUGGAAGGGGAGAGCAGCGGGCUGGACUCCAUCCCCCCCAAAAGAACAUAUUUUGGGUGAGAAACAUUCAUCUGAAGAGUCUGUCUAAGACCGCCUGUCGAGGUCACACUGUACAUGAAUAUACGUAUGCUGAAUGUACUGCAAGAUGAAGAGGGACAUUGAACUGUUUGACUUGCUUGAACCAUUGCAAUGUCAGAACUUUGUUCUUGUACAACUGAGUGAAGUUUCCAGUUAAAACAGUAGGAAAGCAAUACAGAGAUAGUGUGCAUGUACGUACAUUCACAAUGAUGUUCCAGUGUGGGGAUGUUAAAGGAAAAUACCACUGUUUUGUCCACUGAAGGAUACUUGUGUCCCUAUGUAAAAGCAAUUCCACAUUGCAUGGCUCAGAUGGUAUGAGUGUGGAGUUUAGAGACCCUUUACUAUGUGUCCAAGGACACUGCUAGGGCCAGUUCCACUAGUCUGAAUGUGUAUGUGCUGUUUUAACUCUAGUGCAAACUCAAACUGAAUUCACUGCCAGUUAUCUACAGUAAAUCAUUGCUUGAUUAAAGGGUUUAUAAUGCCCUGCUAACAGACACGCUGCUUAUUUUCAAAUGAUGGAUAACAACUCAGGACAAGACCAGGAUGCUAAAAUUGUGGGGUUUUCACAGUGGAUGUGAUCAAGAUCAAACUGCACAUGCUGGUGAUAGAAUGAAUAGAGUGUGAAAUGAGAGUAAGAUACAACACUGCUAUUUUCCUUUAAAAUGCCCAGUUAACAGCACAAAAAUUAAUUAACUAAACAAUAAUGUCUUUUUUUUAACAUGCUGAAUUAACUGUGUACUGAACUAACUGUCUGAACAAGCUGAAAUAACUACUCUGCUACAGAUGUGUCAAUAUGCCCAUUUUUAUGAGUGUAUGUGUAUGUGGGUAGAAGUAGGCCUACUGGCAUGUGGGCAAAGCGGGGGCUACCAUGAAAACAGGACACUCUGCUGGAACAUACACAGACACAUAACCAGAUUUACAUGCGUGCAGGCAUGCGUGCGUACACACAAACAUGUACACAUCAUAGGAUAUACACACACAACAUACAUGCAUACUUCCUCGGCCGAGAGAACUACACAGUCCUAACUACUGUACAGCAUGUCCAAAAGGAAUACGCACUGUAAAAAGUAACAUCUGCUUCCCAAUUUUAAUGAAGGAAGAGCUUGAAAACAUCCCAUCUGAACUUUCAGUAACAUUACAGCUUUUUAAAUUUCUUUUGCUAUUAGCUGUCUUAUUUCCUAGCAAGGCUGGCAUAUAAGUGAGGCAACAUGUAGAUUAGUAAACAUGGAAAAUGCUACAUUUCUUUCAUGCUACAAGUAGUUACAAACCGUACGCAUACUUGAUUAAAAGUUGAAAUACUGACUUCCAAAACUGCUGUGUUUCUAGUCUUACAGCUAGCCCGACAGACUAUAGUGCUGUUGAGUAUUAGGUAUGUACCUGGGACUAAUAUGAGCUUAUACUGACUGUUGAAUGUUAAAGGAAUUGUUUGAAAUUUUUGGAAAAUUCCUGCCAGCAGAUGGUUAGCUUAUUUAAACAUUAAAACUGGAGGCACAGGAAAACAGCUAGCCUGGCUUUGUCCCAAGAUACAUUGUCUGAUAUCUCUAAAGUUACCUAAUUAACACACUUUAUCUUGGUUGUUUAAUCCACGACUAAACUAAAGUGCAGAAAUGACAAGUUGUAGAUUUAUGGGGGUAUUGUGCUGGACAACGUAUCCUCAAACAACAGUUUGUAUGAUAUCGUAAAAAUUAGUGCCCCAAGAAUGAGGUACCUAAUGUGAAGUACAUUAGGUACUUAACGUUAAGUUAGGCAGGUGAGCUUUUGGCUAAGUUACUGUGGUUAGGUUUAGGAAAAGAAACAUCGUGAUGACAUACCUUAAAAUGACACAAAGUUCACACAGAUCCGAACACCAGUCUCGUGGGCAAAGUCCUGGGAGAAAAUCCUGUGUUUUGUGACCCAUCCACCAACCCAACCUGCCUCCUUAAAGGAUCACUUCCUUCUUAAGCCUAUCAGGGCAUUGGCCACAUGAUUACAGCCUUCCCAAAAACAUAGGAUACAUACAAAUUAAUGGCUCAUGAUUACGUGGGUCAUGUACAAAUUUGGUGCAUUACUUUUUGUGGGAAAAUGUAUAAACAGUGCAUGAGAACAACCUCUGCUGAGUCUCUGCUGGUUGCCUGGCACUUGCUGACAAGAAAAAAUACGAAUAACUCCAUCUAAAAAGGCAAUUUUCCAAAAAGUUAAACUAUUCCUUUAACUUUUAAUGAAAACUUGUUGAGAUGGCGGGACCACAGUAGAAUUGACACAGAAUCACUCAACAGCACCGCUAUCUAAAAAGCCUGGAGGUGUACAAAAACUAUUGAAUUUGUGUUUCACCACUCACAUAUAUGUCUGGAGUUUUUUUCCACACCUUUGUAUCCCUCUCUUCUUUUUCCUCUCUAUUACCUUCCUCUUUUUGCACCUCAUCCACUGAGGGCACAGUUCACCCGGGGAUGCCGUCAAACUGAUAAGUUAGAAUAACACUUGUCAUGAGAGUCCCAUCAGCUGUACUUGGUCUUUGGUGCCUCGCAGCCCAUCAAAGCUAAUGAAACGUAAUUCUGAUGAAGUCUUUAUUUACACCACAGUCAGUGGUGUCUGUCCGUCUCCCCUCUGCUCUAUUCCCUCCCCUCCCUCAGUGUAUGUGUCCGUAUGUUGGUUUGAAUGUGUGCUGUGGUUCGAAUGUGGGUGUGUUUGGUAAUGGCUAACGGGCGGUAUCAUGAUGGGUCCUGGGUGUGCUGUUCAAACAAGGGCUGGAAGCAUUAGCCAGGGUAAACGUCUCCCAGCUGUACACUGUAACAUGCAGCUGGUUUUAAGCAGAACAGCUGGAUGUCUGACACUCCAUCUCAGUGCUAGAUUACAUUUUAAUUAAUUUUGAUCAGGCUUUUUAAGACAUCUAUUUUGUCAGCAUCUCACAGGCAGCUUAUAUUACUUUGAUGGUUUGGAGCUUCUGUCAAAGAAAUGCACAAGAUACAAGUGUGAGCAGUAAUUCAACAUGCAGGGACUUUUUACCCACAUUGCCAUCACAAGAAAUCUGCUGGUGUGUAAAGCACAUGGCUGGUAAAACCAACAAAACACUGAAUCUUAAUCAACAAAGAGCACUGGUCCUUCUGUUAAAUUGAGCUAAACUGGCUAAAGUAAAAAUCCACUCAAAGGGAGACUAGGCAACUUCUGUUGAACAGUUGCCACUGUGACCACAAGUGACAAUUACAGCAUAAUGCUAAAUGUUAAGAUGUAAUGGAACAUAAGCACAAGACGGGAAAUGUUGUGAAGAAAAAAACUGCCUUAGGAAUGUCAGUAAAAUGGCACCAUUUAUUUAAAGCUGCUGAUAUUAGCUGCCAUUAGUUACUGGUAAAACCAGACUAAACUAGGCUGUAGCAGUAAAAAGUGUACUGAACUGAGCAAGGAUUAGCUAUAUCACCUAUGAAUGCAACUUUUCAUUUGUACAAGGAAAAAUGUUUAUAUUUGUUUAGUUAUAUCCUUUUUUAAAAGUUACAUAGCCUCCUUUAAGUAGAUGUUAAAAACAAGCUGGUAACAUGUAACGGUAAAGUAUUAACGGCCUAGUGUGUAGGUUUUAGUGCCAUCUAGCAGUGGGGUGGUAGAUUGCAACCAACUGAAAUUUCUCCAUUUUGCCAAACGUGUAGGAGAACUACAGUGGCCAACAGAAAAUGUGAAUGUCCCUAUUGAGAGCCAGUGUUUGGUUUGCUUGUCGUGGGCUACUGUAGAAACAACAUGGCAGACUCUGUGGGGGAGGACCAGCUCCAUAAGAAUAUUUAACGGCUCAUUCUAUAGUAGUAGUAGUAUUUUUAGUUUAUAAUACACUUACGAAAACACUUUUGAAUAUUAUAUACAAUAUCUACCAAUGUAUCUCCCUAAAUCUUACACAUAGUCCCUUUAAUUUAAAAAUGUCCAUUACCAAGUUGCUUUAAAAAAAUAAUAAUAAUGAUAAUAAAAUAAUAGGGUAUUUUAAAAGAGUGACAGGCUUCUGUAUAUCAGCCUUUCCUACAGCAGGAACUUUGCAAUCCAUGUAGCCAUUGUCACAGGUUCUGCUCUUAAUGCCACUGUUCUCCACCUUCUUUGUGGAUGUGCUCCUUGUACUACAUUUUGGAACUGCAGAGAAGGUGAUACUAAAUCCAUAUUUGCAUAGCAUUUCUUGCAAGCCAGUAAAAACUCACAUUACUGCAUCAGUUAUCAGCUAUUCUCUAACCACUGUUUGAGAUAUUCCUCCUGUAGACUUUUCACACUAAUGUUACAGAGAUCCAGUAAGGCUUGAGCCUCUGCAGUCAGCAUCUUGUCAUUUUGCUGUUGCCAGAUGUGACGUGAUGGAAUUUCAAGUAGGGUAAAACAGAAGCUCAGGCUGCCUGUUGAUGGUUGAUGAACAUUCAGCGAUGGCCAACAUUCCUCAGCCAGUAAACUUGUUGACCAUCCAUCCGCACCUCAGCUGAGUUUCCCUGGUUACUCAGAUUUAUAGGAAAUUGGCAGACUUCCAUUGGAGCAUUUGCUCGCAGCAUGAACACACCGUUACAAAUCUAUGAGGAAAUGUUGAGGAGAACAGCCUUAUUUGUGGUGUGGAGUGUUUGUUUUUAUAACUUUGGUUACCUUCAAGUGUUUAUACACUGGACACUUACUUCAUGUCUUACAUAAGAUUUAAAAAUGUCACCCAUUUGAGAUACCUGAAUAUGCUAAACAUUGUUUUGCUGACUGAUUGAAAUAAGAAAGACCCCAUGAUGGCCAUUGAACGACAGAUUGAGUUAUAUUUAUGAUCAGACUAGAAGAAGUAUUGUGAAUUUGCAUGAACAGUAUGUAAAACCCACUCCUUUAGCCAUCUGCCCAGGUUAUAUUGAGUGUGUACUUUAUGUAUGUGUGCAUGUAUGUGUGUGUUGCACAAGGACACUUAGUUAAGACCCCUACUGUUUCUCCCUCCCACCUCCCACACGCAAUCUGUCAAUCCUUCCUGCUGUCUAAUAGCUGAAGAAACCCACCAUACACAAACACACACACACACUUACACACACUCCUCUGAAGCAAACAUGACUAAGGUAGAUUCUCGGAAGCUACAUGAUGGUCCGCUGAAGCCCUCCAGGGGAUCAUGAUGAAACACGCUGCAACUUCCUGUCAUACAGCCAUGCAGAACAGAGUGGCCAAAGUGGCCUCCUGGUGCCACAGCCACUGUUAACUGAACUGAAUGUCUUACUGUCAAUACUCCAGUUCUCAGUAGUGUCUCUCGCUCGCUCGCUCUCUGUCUCUUCUUCCUCUACAGCCUCCAAAUGAACUCUACAAGGAAAUGUCUCCACAACUCACCAUUGAGGCGUUGAUAUCAUUUCUAUGGGGCUAUUUUGUUCAAAGGAUAACAUUGUGACAUCUGCUUUAUGUUUCUGUACAAACCGAUCUUUUGCUCCUCUCUUCCCUCCCGCGUAGCCCUGCAGGCACUGUGGUCUUGUCUUUUUUCUUUCCUGCCCCUCUUCUGCUCUUCUUCUUUAAUUUAAUGUGAAUUUAUUUCCAAGGUUGUUUCGCCUCUGUCGCUGAUAAGGUUUUUCUUUUCUGUCUUCCUUUUUGUAAAAUUGACCCUUUUUUGUUAACUUUAGUCACUGCUAAUGUAACAAAACGCACUGUGAUGAUUCCAGUAUUAAUAAAAGUUGUACUUAAACUGUGUGCCGCUGUGUGAAGCAAGUCUUAUUCAUCAAGAAAGAAACAUGGCUGAGGUCUUAAACCUGCUUGCACAGCUCAGUAGAUACUGUAUGCUGAGAAAAGCUGAAUAAAUAUGGGUCAGUGAACUGUCUGUAUGCCUUCCAAAGCUCACUAGGGUACAGAGAGGCUAACUGUAGUCAAUGAACCUAAGAAAUAAUAACAGUGUGACACUGAUACUUU